Messenger RNA from Colletotrichum gloeosporioides, 1521 nucleotides. RefSeq names its product putative succinate-semialdehyde dehydrogenase. Lineage: Eukaryota; Fungi; Ascomycota; Sordariomycetes; Glomerellales; Glomerellaceae. Gene Ontology annotation, biological process: GABA catabolic process. Gene Ontology annotation, molecular function: succinate-semialdehyde dehydrogenase (NAD+) activity. The transcript is spliced from 5 exons. Bases 1 to 1521 code for a protein of 506 amino acids. The record is from RefSeq and is a predicted model, not a curated record.
AUGCACUCUACCGCCAAAAGUCAGGACACCAAUGCUACUUACCACCGCAACGCUUUAGCAAAGCUCAACAACAAUGAACUCUUCAUCUCAGAUGCAUUCAUUGGGGGAAAGUGGGUUUCGAAAACUGCGAAAUUCGACGUCUUUGAGCCGGCAUCGGGCACGAAGCUUGGACAGGUAGCCGAUUGUGACCUGGAGGACUUCCGGAACGCGAUUGAAAGUGCUCAUCAAGCGCAAGCAGCUUUCUUCGAAGGGACGACGGGCACUUCGAGAGGAGCGCUCUUGCGAAGAUGGUAUGACCUCAUUCUUGCCAACCAAGAGGAUCUGGCGGCAAUUCUCAGUCUCGAAAACGGUAAAACAAUCGGCGAAGCCAAUGGAGAAGUCGUGUAUGCAGCGAACUUUAUAUCUUGGUUUGCGGAAGAAGCUACAAGAGCGUAUGGUGUGACUAUUCCUUCAUCUACUCCUCAUACUACGCUCCUCACUAUCCGAGAGCCGGUGGGAGUUUGUGGGAUAAUCACCCCAUGGAACUUCCCAGCGGCGAUGAUCACCCGGAAGGUAGGACCGGCUAUUGCCGCUGGUUGCUCUGUCGUUAUCAAGCCCCCAAGCGAGACGCCAUACACAUGUCUGGCUUUGACAAGGCUAGCGCUCGAGGCAGGUAUUCCCUCCGAGUUGAUCCAAGUUUGCCCUACCAAGAACCGCCAAGCAGCAACAGAGCUUGCUACGAAUCCCUUGGUUCGAAAGAUUAGUUUCACAGGGUCAACCGGUGUUGGCAAAAUGCUGGCGAAACUGGCUUCCGGCACCCUUAAGAAAGUCAGCCUUGAGCUUGGCGGCAACGCUCCAUUCAUUGUGUUUGAUGAUGCCGAUCUUGACCUGGCAGUGGAAGGCGCAAUGUUCUGCAAAUUUCGCUGUUCCGGCCAAACCUGUGUGUGUGCGAAUAGACUUUACGUCCAAAAGAGUGUAGCGAAGGAUUUUACUUCAAGGCUGUUGAAGAAGGUCUCUGAUUUGAAAGUCGGCGAAGGAUUGGAUCCCUUGACCACACAAGGCCCGCUGGUCAAUCAAGCUGCCAUUGAGAAGGUCAAAGAGCACAUCCACGACGCAAUCUCCAAAGGAGCCAAAGUCGAAGCAGGAGGACAGCCUUUGCAGUCUCCAGGUUUCUUCUUCCAACCCACAGUACUCUCGGGAGUUACCCAAGACAUGAUAGUGAGCAAAGACGAGACGUUUGGGCCACUUGCAUCCGUUUUUGAGUUCGAAACGGAACAAGAUGUGCUGCGCCUAGCGAACGACACCGAAUUCGGCCUCGCUGGCUAUUUCUUCUCGCGCGAUAUCAGUCGAGCCAUGCGUGUCGCUCAGAAAUUGCAGGUGGGAAUGGUGGGAGUGAACACUGGUAAGAUUAGUGCCCCGGAGGCGCCAUUUGGGGGCGUGAAAGAGAGCGGAUACGGUCGAGAAGGUAGCCUAUACGGAUUGGAAGAGUAUCAAAACAUCAAGAGCAUUACGAUUGGGAAUCAAGAUGCGAGGACAUUGUGA